Molecule: messenger RNA, 2391 nt
Organism: Emiliania huxleyi CCMP1516
Lineage: Eukaryota; Haptophyta; Isochrysidales; Noelaerhabdaceae
Exons: 11
Coding region: 1-2391 (796 amino acids)
Biological process (GO): xylan catabolic process; arabinan catabolic process
Cellular component (GO): plant-type cell wall
Molecular function (GO): alpha-L-arabinofuranosidase activity; xylan 1,4-beta-xylosidase activity
Source: RefSeq, a predicted model, not a curated record
AUGAGCUCGCACUGGUGUGGCGCCAAGAGCGGCUGCAAGCGCGGGCAGUAUCUCUGCCCCAGCGACUCGCGGACAUGCGUCGACUCGGCGGCGGACUACGCAAAGUGCCCGGGCAUCAAGGGCACUCACCUCGACUGGACGCUCGGCACGGAGGCGCGGCUCGACUUCCUCGUGGCGCACACCAGCCUCAGCGCGCAAAUCGGCCAGCUGCAUAACACGGCGCCGGAGCUGCUCGAGCUCGGCGUCCCCGAGUACCAGUGGCUGAACGACGACCAGCACGGCGUCGCUCGCACACCUGCGCGCGCGACCGUCUUCCCGAAUGGCGUCGGCCUCGGCGCGACUUUCUCGCACGCCACUCUGCGGGCCGUCGGCGCCGUCGUGGGUCGCGAGGCGCGCGGGCUGCACAACGGCUUCCUCGCGUCAGACCCGCGCAGGCGCCAGAUGACGUGCAACGGCUGCGGCCUGACCCUGUACGCGCCCAACCUGAACCUGGUGCGCGACCCGCGCUGGGGCCGUGCGCAGGAGGUGUACGGCGAGGACCCGACCCACAUGGGCGAGCUCGUCGUCGAGUUUGUGCGGGGCGCGCAGAACAACACCGCUGGACGCACGGACGCGGACGGCUACCUGCAGGCCGGCACCUGCUGCAAGCACGUCGCGGUGUACAACACCGAGGGUCACGCCGGGGGGCCGAGCCGCAUGAGCCUCAACGUCGACGUGAACGCGCGCGACUUGUGGGAGACGCCUGCGUCGUGCGGGCCCGCUCGUCGCACGCGAUGCGUGCCCACCUGCGGCAGCCGCGGCUUGCUGACGGCGGUGCUGCGAGAGACGUGGAGGUGGGACGGCUUCGUCGUCAGCGACUACGAUGCCUGGGCCAACAUCGCGUUGGCGCACCACUACAACGCCACGCUGCGGGCGGGCGCCGCGCAGGGCCUCAACGCCGGCAUCGACCAGGAGGGCGGUUCCGCGCUGGCCAUUUCGACGCUGCCCGCCGCCAUUCGGGACGGCCUGACCACACCCGCCGCCGUGGCGCGCGCGUUCCGCAACCUCUUCCGGCUGCGCAUACGGCGGGGCGCAGCUCGACUUUCCCGCCCGCCGCGAGCGCACCCGAGCGCACCCGAGGUUGGCCUGAGGUCUAGGCUGGGCAUGCUCGACCCGCCCACCCACGUGAGCUACAACGCUCUGCGCUACAACGCGACCGAGCUCGCCUCCAACAGGCGCCGCCUCGCGGCCCUCGAGCUCAUGACCCUGCUGGAGAACAAGGGCAGCGCCCUCCCGCGCUCGACCGCCCAGGGCGGCGCCUUGUCGCUGACCGCCCUCUCCGCGCGUUUCGGCAACUGGGGCCUCUCCCUCGAGGCGGCGCUGCGAGAGCGGCUCGGCGGCGGCACAGUCACCGCAGCGCGCGGUCUCGACGCCAUCGGCGCGCCAGAGUCGAGGGACGGCUUCAGGGCCGCUGCCGCCGCCGCCGCUUCCGCGGACGCCACGGUGGUCGUGCUCGGGCUCGCCUUCGACCAGUACUGCCACGGCGACGACGACGGGCUCGGGGACCACUGCGAGCGCGAGGGCUUCCCCGCAGGCAACGACCGGCGCAUCAUCGAGCUGCCUCUCGGCCAGCAGAGGAUGGUCGCCGCCUUGCGUGCCGCAACGGCUGGCCCGCUCGUCUGCCUGCUCGUGCACGGCGGCGCCAUCGCGAUUGACAACGCCACCCGCGCCGCUUGCGACGCUGUGCUGGACGCGUGGUAUCCGGGGAUUGAGGGUGGCGCGGCCGUGGCUGCAACUCUAUUCGGCGACGCGGGCCGCACGCCCGUCACCUUCUACCGGGCGACAGCUGAUUUGCCGCCGCUCGCCGACACGGGCAUGUACCCCAACGCCAGCAGCGGCUCGCGCGGCGCCACGUACCGCUUCUUCGAGGGCGCGCCGCUCUACCCGUUUGGGCACGGGCUCAGCUACACCACCUUUGCAUACUCCAGCCUGUCGCUCGACGCCGCCUCGCAUUCCGCUUGCGAUGCGGUGGGCGUGACGGUGACGGUGACCAACACGGGCUCCGUGGCCUCGGACGAGGUCGUGCAGGUGUACCUCAAGCAGCCCGACGCCACCGUCCCGGCGCCGCGCGUGCGGCUGGGCGCGUUUGAGCGGAUCAAGCGCCUGGCGCCAGGCGCCUCGAUCGCGGUGAAGCUGAGCGUGCCGCCCGAGGCGCGCGCCGUGGUGCACGGCGGCGAGGCCACGGGCGAGGCCGUCUUCGCCGCCUCGGCUGGCGUGACGCUGGAGAAGGGGCGGCUCGAGAUCUUUGUCGGCGGCGGCCAGCCGGACUUUUUCAAGGGCCGCUUGGCCGCCACCACGAGCAUCGUCGACACGAAGAGGGCGAGCGCAUGCGCUGCUCAGCAGGACACGUGA